Molecule: messenger RNA, 411 nt
Organism: Penicillium atrosanguineum
Lineage: Eukaryota; Fungi; Ascomycota; Eurotiomycetes; Eurotiales; Aspergillaceae
Exons: 1
Coding region: 1-411 (136 amino acids)
Source: RefSeq, a predicted model, not a curated record
AUGACGUCUCCGCACGUCUCUACAUUCCAUCGCGAGCCCAACAUCCCAAGUAUCCAAGCGCGAUCGGACCUACCCUUGAAUGACAUAGCAAUUUCGCCCUUCUCAGCGAGCCUAGUAGAGAAGUCAGAGUACUACCUGCGCCAGCACCUCGUGUCCAGACCGGGUCUGCGCACAUCCCCGCUGACCGGCCACUCAUCAGUCUGCAGGUGGGGGCACGCGGAGGUUGGAGGGGUGGUAUGGCAGCGAAUGAUGACCCGACACACAAGCUCACGAAUAUUCUCGCCCAAACGGAGUCGGUCAUCGCACGACUUAGAGGGAAGCCCGGUUCGUGAGGCGUGGGUUGUGCUGCCCGGCUCUGGUGAUUCGCGGGCUGGGUUGCAGCCCGAAGAACUGUACGACGGGGGGCUGUGA